UAGUAAACACUGUUUCCACUCUCCAUUAUGCCGUUGUCUUCCCCCACUACCUUUUGUCUCCUUCUCUCCCUUUCUCUCUCCCUGUCUGAGAUUUUAACCUAGAUCAAACGGAACAACGAUCCAUGUUGUGAGAAAAGCGUGAGCCACAGAGACAAAAAAAUCGACCAAACAUCUCAGGCACAGUUCGAAUCAGAUAAGGAAUGGUCUAAGGUUGUUAUCAGUGAUAGCGAACUUGGAUCUGCCAUCUACAUUCAUCACCGAUCGACACCGCUGCUGAAGAACAACACUCGUGAACUUCACCAACACACUUCAACUCUCACUCGUCACUCUCGUGUGUUCUGCUUUUUCGGCGAUUCAACACCUUUGAGCAAUGGGGGUUUGAAGUGGUUUCCUUGCUUUAGCUAGCUAUCUGAGGAGAAAUUGACUUGUUGAUCUAUGAGAUUAUAAUUCUCAUUUACAAAGCAUGGAUAAAGUUUCGUCAGAUUGCCCAUACCCGGGAUGCUUCUUUUGUGUUAUGAAGGAGGGGAAUCCGAGCAAGCGUAGAGCGAGUGUACUCAAAUUCUUUAGAGAACUUCCAUGUCAGGAUGAUGAUGGUCAGGUUCUCCCUAUCAGUGGCCUUUGGAACACGGCAAUGGCGCAUCCAAAUGACCCUGAAUUCAUAGAGCUAGGAAUAUUUGAAUGCAUGUCUGCCCUAAUAUGGAAAGGACUGAAAAAUCGUCGCUGGCUUUCGCAUGACCAAAAUAUCUACAUCCCUUAUUAUGCAGCUCAUAUCAUUGGUUCCUACACAAUGAAUAUGGAAGAAUUUGCAGAGAGUUCUGUUCAUGCUGGGGUUAUUCCUCCUCUGGUUGAGCUGUUAAGAGGUAGAUUAACCUGGGUGGAGCAGAGGGUUGCAGUUAGAGCUUUGGGACAUUUAGCUACAUAUCCCAGCACUUUUCCUUCUGUAGCAAGUCAUGGUGAAAUUCUUGAACUCUCCAUGCAAUUAGCAAUGAGUUCCCUGGAAAUAGUUUAUUCACACUUUUACCAAUAUGUUGAUAGAAGGUUAAGUUAUCACUGUGAUCUGCUUACACGCGGUAUGGGUGGUGUUGAAAUGGAGUCCAGGAAGGCUGAGGAAUGGGCUAGUCAGUUACAAUGUUGGUCCCUUCAGCUCAUCAAUUGCUUUGCUUUUAAACCUGAAUUUCUUCCUACGAUAUGCAAACCUGAAUUUCUGAACAAACUACCUGGCAUGUGGGGUGGACUUGUUAAUGAAAAUUCACCAGCUGGCAUUGGUUUAUUAAGAACAAUUUGUCAUCAAAAGCUUGGAAGGGGACCAGUGGCCAGUUGCCCUGGUAUUAUUGAAGCAUUAUGUAAUAUUGCUCGGUCUACAGAUGAUUGGCAGUAUAUGGCUAUUGAUUGUCUUCUAUGUUUGCUUCAAGAUCCCAACAUAUGUCACAAGGUGGUUGAUAAAGUUGUGCCUGCAUUAAUUGAUCUUGCUGAGAUUACUACUCUGGGUGAUCAUAAAAAGCUUGGCGAUUCCAUUGUUAAUGUUCUUCAAGAUUGCAUCCAGUCGCAAGGGUCAGGAAGAAGCUCAAUCAAUAGUCGCACUAAAGAACAGGUGGAGGAUAUAUUAAAUUCAAAGCAGAGAUUAAAAUGGGAAAAGAAUAUGCCCAAGGAAGAUCUGCACAUUAAGCAGGCUGCUGCACUGGUAGUCAAGCUUGAAGGAAAUUCCCUGUUCUCAUCUGGAAAUAUUGCUGGGGCUGCAUCAAAGUACUCUGAAGCAUUGGCAUUGUGUCCAAUGAGAUCCAGGAAGGAGAGAGUUGUUCUAUAUAGUAAUCGUGCUCAAUGCCAUCUUUUGCUGCAACAACCUUUGGCUGCUAUAAGUGAUGCUACUCGUGCACUGUGCCUACAUAAACCUGUCAAUCGUCAUGCCAAAAGCCUCUGGAGACGAGCACAGGCUUAUGACAUGCUUGGGUUAGCGAAAGAGAGUUUAUUAGAUGCUAUUCUAUUUAUAAAUGAGUGCUCGCAAUCAAAUGAUCCUGAUCUCUCACUGAGGCAAAAUAAAGUUCCGGAUUAUGCUGAGCGAUUAGUUAAGAAACAGAUGCGUGCUGCAUGGUUAUUUCGAGAUGCAGCUAUCAAGCAUGGUGGUGUCCAUAAUCAGGGGGAUGGUGGUGAUAUAUAUGGCCCAGAGACUGAUGAUUCUGAAUGGGAGACAGCUAGUGAAAGUGAUAUAGGUAAUGAUGGAAGAGAUGAUAUGGGUGAUGAUGAUGAUGAUGGUGAUUGGAAUAAUGAUGAUGAGAGGAAAGAUUAUGACAAACCUUCAAUAAAAGAAUUGAAGCAUGGAUACAAUGUGCAGCUUGCGGAAGAAGAACCAUGAGAUAAGCAGCUUUUGGCUUCUGUUACUGUUCCAACUAUGCAUAAUUUGAGGGUUUAGAAGGAAAAAUGCUAAGUCGCUCCAGUGUAAGUGGAGGGUUGAAAAUGAUGACAGUUUCUGGUUAUUUGAGGUUCAGAAUUAAUUUAUAUAAAGUUUUCCAUAUUUCAUGUUUGUUUUGUUCUCCCAUUUUUCUUGUCAAGUGGAAAAAAUGAAGUUUUCAAGUUUGGAGAACUACAUAGCAUUUGGAGUUUGUGAAGCA
Molecule: messenger RNA, 2606 nt
Organism: Lotus japonicus
Lineage: Eukaryota; Viridiplantae; Streptophyta; Magnoliopsida; Fabales; Fabaceae
Exons: 4
Coding region: 464-2350 (628 amino acids)
Molecular function (GO): protein binding
Source: RefSeq, a predicted model, not a curated record